GAUGUCUAAAUUUUUCAUUUAUUUGAUUAUCGAUUAUCGAAUUUUUCAAUAUUCGAUUCAUUCGAAUAAUUGUCUUUCAAUAUUCGAUUAAUCGAGCGAAUAUUUAUUUCUUGUAAUAAUCACGUAUCACGUUGUUUUUCUGGUCGCUUGGUCUAUCCGGUUGUCGAUGUUACAUGGUUGGAUAAAAAAAUUAUAUAGCCUAAUUCUUAACAUAGAAAUGCAUUAACCUUGAGAAAGAUUCCUUUUUUCAUUAAUCGCGAUUAAAGUGACAAUUAUUCGAUAUAUUCGAUUAUUUGAAUUUAUCGAACGAUUAACCGACGUCUUCAGUAAAAUGGAAUGAAAACGCAAACAAUACUGCACAUCAUCCAAUUGUGUUUUUAAUAUUUAUCAUAGUUUGUUUCUAAUUUCUGCGAUGGCUAAGGAGACCCUAUCUCAAAUUGAUAAAGUGUGGAAGCCAGAAUUAUACAAAAUUCAGUUAGAAGCGCCUACGCCGAAACCUAUAUACUGUGACACAUCUGUUGAUCAACGUCCUAAUUUUUACGAUUCUGCAUAUCAUGGUAUUAUGGACCAUCACAAAAGUGAAAAAAUACUAGAGGGUAAACCGGAUGGUUCUUACCUAAUUCGUCGGAGUCCAGGUGCAACGGAUUACUGGACAUUAAGUUUAAGAUUUGGGAGAAAAACUAAACAUUUCAAGAUAUAUUACUCACCGGAUAAAGGACAUUUCCUGAGAGAAAACUUCAAAAAAUUUGAUACUGUUCAUGAUUUGGUAGCUGACGGCUUAGUGGAUUUCUAUAUGCGAAUACACGCCGGAUCAAUCAUCCAACAAAUUAACUGCCAGACAAAAAACUGCUAUGAACAAAGUCCAUAUAUGACAUUAAACCGAAGGAAACUAAGAGCGUUAUCGAAUGAACUGAGAAAAUCGUCAAAACUCUCUAUGUUCAACGACGAUAUGUCGACUACGGCUAUAACAGGCGCAAAGGCCGAUGAUCCUCUAGCGAUGAUCACGGAUGUGUCAGAUUGUGGUGUAUUGCCAGAAAUAUAUGAGAAAAAUCAUAACUUUAAAACACAUACUUUUAAAGGAUUAAAUUGGUGUGAAUUUUGUGCAAACUUUCUCUGGGGAUUCACAUCACAAGGGGUCAAAUGUGAAGAUUGUGGAUUUGUAGCACACGUGAAAUGUUCAGAAAUAGUUCCAGCUAAAUGUGUUCCAGACUUGAAACGACUCCGAGGGAUUUUUGGAGUAGAUUUAACAACGUUGGUCACAGCGCACAAAUGCAAGAUUCCAUUCAUUGUAAAAAAGUGCGUAGAAGAAGUCGAGCGACAUGGAAUGCUGCAAGAAGGGAUAUAUCGUAUAUCUGGUUUCGCGGAUGAGAUUGACGCUCUGAAGAUGACUCUGGACAAAGAUGGCGAAAAAGCUGACAUGACCGGACUUGCCUAUAGCAAUAUUAAUGUGAUUUCCGGAGUGUUGAAGCUAUAUUUGAGGUUGCUUCCUGUCCCUUUAAUUACAUUCCAUUCAUAUUCGAAGUUCAUGCAAUCGAUGGCUCAUAAAACUAUAGGAGAACAAGUCAUUUCGCUGAGGGAUGCGAUGAAGCAGUUGCCACAAGCUCAUUUCAAUUGCUUGAAAUACAUCCUUGAACAUCUUAACCGUGUAGCUUCAUACCAUGCGAUAAACAAAAUGAACGAAUCUAAUCUGGCCACUGUAUUUGCACCUACGUUGAUUGCCACUCCACAGCAUAUGACUGACCUUUCUCAAGAAAUAAACAUGCUUACAUCAAUGAUUACAAAUUGCAACGCAAUCUUUCUUUGAGUGUGUACAUUUUUAUCUAAUAAUAUACAUUAACAAGUUUUUUUUUAUUGAAA
Molecule: messenger RNA, 1857 nt
Organism: Toxorhynchites rutilus septentrionalis
Lineage: Eukaryota; Metazoa; Arthropoda; Insecta; Diptera; Culicidae
Gene: RhoGAP5A
Product: N-chimaerin
Exons: 5
Coding region: 413-1804 (463 amino acids)
Biological process (GO): regulation of GTPase activity; signal transduction; regulation of small GTPase mediated signal transduction
Molecular function (GO): GTPase activator activity
Source: RefSeq, a predicted model, not a curated record